This is a messenger RNA of Suricata suricatta (meerkat), 739 nucleotides long. Its product is annotated as growth/differentiation factor 7-like. The record is from RefSeq and is a predicted model, not a curated record. Gene Ontology annotation, molecular function: cytokine activity; growth factor activity. Gene Ontology annotation, cellular component: extracellular region. Gene Ontology annotation, biological process: SMAD protein signal transduction. The transcript has 2 exons. Lineage: Eukaryota; Metazoa; Chordata; Mammalia; Carnivora; Herpestidae. Bases 81 to 611 code for a protein of 176 amino acids.
GUGUAGGGUUACUCUAUAUUGGAAUCAUCAGAAGCAUCGAAGUUCCUCGAGCUGGGUCCUGGCAGCAGCAGAGCUGCAGGAUGGGCUUAAUGAGACCAAAUGCAUCUGUUUCACUCCAUUUAUUUAUUCGCCAAGUGUGCCCAGUAGGGUGUCCCCCGCCCUGGGAGCUCCCUGUGGAAGGGGCCCAGAGCAGGAGCCCCAGAACAGACCUCGCUUCUGUCCCUGCAGAUGACGUGCCUGGCGCCGGCGGCCGGCAGGUGUGCCGGCGGCACGAGCUCUACGUCAGCUUCCAGGACCUCGGCUGGCUGGAUUGGGUCAUUGCUCCCCAAGGCUACUCCGCCUAUUACUGUGAGGGGGAAUGCUCCUUCCCGCUGGACUCGUGCAUGAACGCCACCAACCACGCCAUCCUGCAGUCCCUGGUCAGUACCGCGUCCAUCCUGUCCCCAGCCACGGGGAGAGGGGCUCGUGCAGCAGGCAGAUGGAAGCGCCUGCCCGGGUCUCAGGGAGCUCUCUCCACCCUUCCCUGCAGGCACACGCAGUUCACUUCCCGUGUCUGUACGGGAACUGGUGCCUGUGUGGCUGUGCUCAUGUGUAGACUCCUGGUCAUCUGAACCCAUGUACACCCGACUUACCCUGGCUGCUUGUGCACACGCACGUGUAAGGCAUCCACAUACAUAUGUGGGCACUGAGAUUUACAGGACAUGCUUGCUUCUGGUCAGACACAAAGCACACACAUAAC